Bicyclus anynana (squinting bush brown) is the source of this 2662-nucleotide messenger RNA. Its product is annotated as piggyBac transposable element-derived protein 4-like. The record is from RefSeq and is a predicted model, not a curated record. Lineage: Eukaryota; Metazoa; Arthropoda; Insecta; Lepidoptera; Nymphalidae. Bases 250 to 2523 code for a protein of 757 amino acids. The transcript is spliced from 2 exons.
CAUUUAGUGCUCACUACUCGGAUCCGAGUUGGGAGGGGGGAUAGUAGCGGUGCCGCGCACUCGGAUCCGAGUGACCGGCCUGUGCAUUUUGUAGUAGUCAGUAAGCCGCCGGCGUUUGAGGUGAGUUUAUGUUGGUUUGCGCGACCGCUCUGAAACAUAUUCAACUUACGAAAACGCGUAUUGGUUUCAUUAUAACAGUGUAAUUGUGACUUUUACACACGAUCGUAUCAAAGCUAUUUUUGCACUAAAAUGGACAAUAAGGCUGGACCGUCUGGAAGUAAAUCUACGAGUAGUUCUAGAAAAAAGCGUCGGCAAAGUGAUGACUAUGAGUCUGACUAUAGUGAUGAGGAUGUGUAUUCUCAAAGAGCUGAUGAAGACUCUUCAAGUUCAGAGGACUCUUCUAGUUGCGGCAGUGAUGAUAGUAUCUUUGAUACUAGACUGAAGCAAAAGACGACCAGCCGUGUACCACCAGCUCAACCUUCAAGGUCAUCUGCCCCAAAGACGACAAGCCAUAUACCACUAGCUCAACCUUCAAGGUCACCUGCCUCAAAGACAGUCAGCUGUGUACCACCACCUCAACCUUCAAGUUCAUCUGCAUCAAAACGUGGUUUAUGUGAGUCAGAUGGAAGGGCUAUCAUUCAAUGUAAGCGAUUAAGACCUUCAUUUAGGGAUGGCCCCACGCGUAAUAAUUCUACUCAAUCGUUGAAGUUACCAGAUCUAAAUAGUUCCUCAGCAUCGAAGUCAGCGCCUCGACUACUGGAAUUUGAUGGAGACGGUAGCUUUGAAUUCAAUUCUGAAAUUGACUGCCGUCCUACAUCGCCGAAUAUCGUACAGGACUAUGGAGAUUUUUUGCCGGAUAUACCAAUUAACCCUACCAGUUCAACACCUAGCGUAUCUCUUCUGAGAUCCGAUGCGAUCACCCCCAACCUUUCGCCAGAACGUGAUGACGUCUCUCCAUCAAUUAUGGCUGUUCGGAGAUCUGGAAGUCGUACUCCAGACUUACCCGAUGAUUUUUAUCUAUCACCCAAUAACUCACCCUCUGGUCAAGGAGCCACUACCACCUGGAGCAGUGAUCCAAGCUCCAUGAAAAGCUUAGAGUUUACUAAGGAACAGGAACUCUUAGUGCCGCCUCCAACUGAUCCUUACGAAGCAUUCCGACUAAUGAUUGAUGACGAGUUGUUAGAUCUUAUAGUUCGCGAGACCAACGCGAACGCAAUAAGAGUCGGUAAUGCACAAAACGUCAAACAAAACUCCAGAAUAAAAUCUUGGAAAGAUUUAACAAAGGAAGAACUGCUGACAUUUUUAGGACUCCUUCUUCACACAGGAACAAUUCGACUAAACCGUUUAAGUGAUUAUUGGAAACGACACUAUUUGUUUAAUAUUCCAUGCUUCGGACAAUUCAUGUCACGAAAUCGUUUUUUACUUAUUUUACGAUGCCUACACUUUACGUCUGUAACCAGUGAAGAAGACCGUCUCAAUAAAAUCCGACCAUUCAUGGAUCAUUUUAACAAUAAAAUGAAAACUAUUUACUGUCCAGGUAAAGAGCUAUCAUUGGAUGAGUCCAUGGUAUUGUGGCGCGGUCGGUUGCUGUUCCGACAAUAUAUAAAAAACAAACGGCAUAAAUAUGGCAUUAAACUCUAUGUUUUAGCAGAACCAGAUGGUACGGUCUUGAAAUUUCAAGUUUACGCCAGUGCUAAUGAUGAGACAUCAGGGCAAGGACAUAGUAGUAAGAUUGUCUUCAAACUACUAGAAGAGAGACUGGACUGUGGCCAUCAUGUAUACAUGGAUAAUUAUUAUAAUUCUUAUGGCCUGGCUGUGAAAUUGCUAGAUCGACAGACAUACUGCACAGGAACGUUAAGAAAAAACAGGAAAGAUAAUCCCGUCGAAAUUGGCUCUGUUUCACUGGAAAAGGGAGAAAACAAAUCCUUGUUCUUGAACGGCGUUCAUGUCGGAAAAUGGAGGGAUAAGCGAUACGUUCUGUAUAUUUCUACAGAACACGGUAGUGAGAUGAUGGAGACUACUUCCAAAAGAGGAUCUAUAGUAGUGAAACCAAUGGCAAUCGUUCAUUACAAUAAUUUUAUGUCGGGUGUUGAUCUUCAAGAUCAGAUGUUGGCAUACUAUCCAGUCCAAAGGAAGACGCUGCGUUGGUACAAGAAGCUGUUUGUGCAUAUGCUGCAAAUGAGCCUUACUAAUGCAUUGCACUUGUACAAUACAUUUUCGGCGAAUGACAAAUUAAAUCUAUAUGAUUUCCGUAUGAAGAUACUGGAGAAGCUUUUACCUGAUCCUAAUGAUGUAAAUCGACGCAAUGUUUUGAAAGUGAAACACGAACUCACAAAAAUAGAAAAGACCCGGACGAGAGUUAAGACAGUAGGAAGAGUCACGAAACAAACUAUCGAAGUGGUCCGAAAAGAAUGCAAAGGUUGCAAAUCACAGAAAAAAAGGGUGCAAACAAUUUAUGAAUGUAAGCAAUGUGAAGGUUCUCCAGGUUUCUGUACAAAAUGUUUCUGCCUAGCACAUUCAUAAUUGUUUUCAUUAAAUUUUAUUGUUUUGUUACCUAUGUGGUUAAAAUUUUCAGAAUAUUUUUUAUUCCUUUGUACCUUUAUGUGAGUGACUCACCUUUAUUCUGUGACAAGUUUUCAAUUAAACUUAUAAUUAUUACGUA